ACAGUAUGUAUAUCCAAAGAUGCAUGGAAAAUUCAUGGAGGCUUUAAAUGUGACUUUUAUCCUAUAUUCCGUGUUGAUGAUGAUACUAACGAAGAAGGUGAACCCAAACUAGAUUUCACCAAUGGGACUCUAAUGACAUCGGAUAUUGUCCGGAUCCAUUGUCGUUCUUCUGAGGGAGAUACAUUCGAUAAAGUAUUGGUCGGUAUUGCAUACAAGAAGCAGCUUCACAACUUCACUGGCGCUCGAAAUCCACACAAAAUGAACCUAAAUGUGUUAUUAGUAGGUUUCGAUUCUAUUUCAAGGAUGACAGCUAUCCGGAAAUAUGUUAAAACAAGAGAUUAUAUUUUAAACAAAUUAAAUGGUAUAGAACUAGAAGGAUAUAAUAUAGUGGGUGAUGGUACUCCACAAGCUCUGAUACCCAUUUUAACUGGAACUACUGAAAUCGAACUUCCAGAGAGUAGGAGAGGAUUUAAAAACGCACGACAUGUUGACGGUCAUCCUUUUAUUUGGAAAGAUUAUAAGAAAGAUGGCUAUAUCACACAUUUUGUUGAAGAUUUACCACCCAUUUCUAUUUUUAACCAUAGAAUGGUUGGAUUCAACCAUCAACCAACCGACCAUUAUGGAAGACCGUAUUAUUUAGCCAGUGAAUCUAGAGUUGAGUUGUAUUUUCCAUUCUGUUAUAAAGGUAGCAAAAAGCACAAUAUUUUUUUGAAAAUGUUCGAAGACUUCUUUGACAUGUAUCCAAAUAAAAUGAAAUUUGGCUUUGGAUUUCAUAGUGAAAUUAGUCACGAUGAUAACAACCGGAUUGAACUUUUUGAUGAAGAUGUUUAUCUUUGGCUCAAAAGUUUGGAAGAUAAAGGCCAUUUAAACAACACAAUGCUUAUUUUUAUGAGUGACCAUGGUGCAAGGUUCAGUCAGUUUCGAGCAACAUCCCAGGGCAAGCUAGAAGAACGCAUGCCAUUUUUUACCUUCACCUUCCCAAAGUGGUUCGAAAAAGUUUACCCUGAUGCAAUGCAAAAUUUCCGAAUAAAUAGUAAACGCCUAGUGACUCCGUUUGAUAUUCAUGCCACGAUGUAUCAUAUGAUAAACUAUGAUGGAACUGGAAUCGGUGACGUGAAUAAUCGAGGAAUCAGUUUAUUUCGAGAAAUACCAAAACAUAGAACCUGUGCGCAUGCUUUUGUGGAGCCACACUGGUGUGCGUGUUUGGAUUGGCAAGUUGUUGAGGCCAAUAGCCCUUUACUGAAACGUGCUAUUUUUGUGUCAAUAUCUUCAAUUAACAAGUGGAUUCAAACAGCUUCCAAUCAGUGUCAUUUCCUACGUAUCAGUAAGAUAACGCGUUCAAAGCAAUACCAUGCAAACUCUCGGAUGUUGAAGUUUAAAAAAAGUGCUGACAACCACGGGAGAAUUGCUGAUCUCUCUAGUAAAACGACUUAUGAUGAAACAUUUUAUCAAAUAACUUUCAUUACCGAGCCUGGAAGUGGACUUUUUGAAGUAACUGUCCGUCAUAAUCUAAAAUCUAAUGAAAUGACUAUUGGGCUAUCAGACGUGAGUCGAACAAACGCUUAUGGUGAUGAUCCAAAAUGUAUCAAGGACACAUUACCACAUUUAGAACGUUUCUGUAAAUGCAAAACCUAAUUGCCUCGUGGAGUUUACUUGACGAAUUUUAAAAAAAAAAACUCAUCAUCGCCAAUAUCUGAUUUUUUGCGAAAUUUUGUUAAAAUGGAUGAAUAAGGAUGAGCCCUUUCUAAAGAUGAAAUAUGGCACAAUAAUUGUGAAUGGAUUUAGACGAAAUCGUUUAUUAUCAUCCAAGUAUGAAAGUAAACAAUCGAGUCUUUUUUUGAUUUUUAUAACAUGAAUUACCAUUGAAGUUUCAAGGAAAUGAUUGAGUAGCUCAUUGCGAACUUUGUUUUUCGUUUUUUUUAUUUUUUUUUUUAUUUUUUCGUUAAAAUGAUUUACACAUAUAUGCCAACGUACCACCAUCAUGUAUUUAAAUCGUUUCUUGGGCUUUACGAGAUGGAUCGACUAUAAUAACGUCCUAUGGACAUUACCUCUAUUGUUCCUCAGAUUGGACAAUACAGAAGAAUAUCUUAUACUUAUACCAUUACCAAUAUUAUUCGGACAAGAAGGCUCAUGCUGCUGGAAGUUUCCCCCAUUGCACACAAUGUGGUUUUCUUGUUUUCG
Messenger RNA from Lottia gigantea (owl limpet), 2181 nucleotides. RefSeq lists its product as hypothetical. The record is from RefSeq and is a predicted model, not a curated record. NCBI's taxonomy places the organism in Eukaryota, Metazoa, Mollusca, Gastropoda, Lottiidae. The transcript is spliced from 2 exons. The coding region runs from base 133 to 1635 and encodes 500 amino acids.